Rhodamnia argentea is the source of this 1022-nucleotide messenger RNA. RefSeq lists its product as uncharacterized. Bases 88 to 666 code for a protein of 192 amino acids. The record is from RefSeq and is a predicted model, not a curated record. NCBI's taxonomy places the organism in Eukaryota, Viridiplantae, Streptophyta, Magnoliopsida, Myrtales, Myrtaceae. The transcript has 4 exons.
CCAUUUCUUUUAAGUCCGACUUCAGGCCGCUCGUUGAUCAGGCGAUCGUUUGUUUCUCUCUCUCUCUCUCUCUCUCUCUCUCUCUCAAUGUGGCAGGCGUCCUCUUCUUUCGUUGUCAAAACCAUUCCAUUGUCGCCGGCGGCGAGGCCGUGCUCUUUUCCGGGGCCGAGUGCCCGGAGAAACGCCAAUUCAAUGGCCUCUAUCUCCACCGAGGACAUUGCGGCACCACCUUCUCCAACCCCACUUAAAAAACGGAAGGGUCAUACCAUCUCCACUCGGCAAUACCACUCCCUGGUUUCUUCGCCCUCCACGCCCAUUGGCGCCCUCAAAGAUUUGAGCUUGCGACCUUCUCCUGAGCUGGGCCUUCUCUCUCUCUUGUUCGUGCUCUCCUUGGCGAUCGGUUCGGUUCUCUCUUUGGCAAUCGUGUCUAUCCCAGCUGUGAGUGCAUUUAGGAGAUUGGCAACCUCAAUGAAUGACUUGUCCAAAGUGGUGUCCCAGGAGGUGCCCGGGACUUUGUCUUCCCUCAAGCUCUCAGGCCUUGAGAUCAGUGAAUUGACCCAGCAGCUCAGCAAUCUCAGGCAAAAGAUCUCUGGCAGUAAUGGGAAGAGAGAGAGGGGCAGUAAGUCUAGUACUUCCCGGAGGAGGAACUACCCUUUUGUGGACUGAUAGAUUCAAGUUGGAUAUUCGAUUCAUGCUUUGUGUUUGUAAGUAUCUAGCAAUGUGAGUUUGAUGUUUGUGUAAAUGGCCUCAAAAGUCAUGCAUCCCCUUAGCUUAGAGAGGCUGCAAUUGCAACGAACUUGGCUUUCUUCUGUGUAAAGUCCUCUUUGUUGAAAGAUUGUAACUCCUAGCAAAUAGUUAAUUAAGUGUUCAUAUAUGAUCCGAGCUUUGGUGAACACCGCAGUCGGAAGUGGAUCUUUUCAUAGAGGUUAUCUUCGUAUCGGGGAAUUUCUUCCCUCAAUCCACAAAAAGAAGCUUGUCGGAAUGAUCCUUAAUUCUGCGAUUCCUAGUGAUUUGAGAACCUU